CUGGCAGGCCGCCGUAGUGACGCCAUCAAAAGGUGACCCUAGAACCUUGAGGCGCUUUCAGUUAUCUUUAUAAACUGUUUAAACUACACAGGAAUAAUUCAGGUGGUAUAUAAACAGAAGAAGCCCAACAGGAUGGCCAGCGCGCUCUGUUGCAGAGCCAGGGUGGUUACAUACCUGCCAGGGCUUCACGUUCUUGUGCGACGCAUAGCAGGAACCAGAUGUUUCUCAGAUGAGCGUCACAUUAACGUCACACCACCAGAUAUGGGACCGAGGACGGUGUGGCCGGACGAGAAGAUGGGUCCGUUCGGUCCUCAGGAUAAACGCUUCCAGCUGCCCGGUAACGUGGGAUUUGCCAGGCAGCUAGAAUGCACGGCAGAGCAGAAGUCCGGUCCUGUGCAUACAAUACUACCGGACGUGCUGACAGCUCCAUCUAACACAGAGAGGCACGAGUUCAUCCUGGCACAGUUCAUCACCGAGUUCCACGAGAACACGGAGGCUUCAUCGGCACACAAGGUCGACAGCGCGGAGGAGUAUUUCAACCAUUCCAGAGUGGAGUGUGCCAUCCAGUCCUGCCCAGAACUGCUGAAAAAAGACUUUGCGAUGAUGUUUCCUGAAGCCCCCUCCAGCAAUAUGAUGGUGCUCACUGUAACACAGAGAACAGAGAAUGACAUGACCGCCUGGUCUGAGGAGGUGGACCAGGAGAGAGAGCAACUGCUGGCUAAAUUCAUUGAAGGAGCAAAGGAGAUCUGCCAGGCGCUGCACACCGAGGGCUUUUGGGCCGACUUUAUCGACCCUUCCUCUGGACUAGCGUUCUUCGGCCCCUACACCAACAACACGCUGUUCGAAACAGACGAGCGAUACCGCCACCUGGGUUUCCAGAUCGAAGACCUCGGAUGCUGUAAAGUGAUCCGUCACUCGCUGUGGGGCACGCACGUGUUCGUAGGAAGCGUCUUCACCGACGCGCCACCGAGCAGCCUCGUCAUGAAGAAGCUGCAAGGAAAUUAACUCAUCAAGCACUUCAUAUCACAAUAUCCAAGAGCCCUGUAUUGAAAAUCAAGGGUUAAUCCGGUUUCCGCGCUUGUGUGCUCGCUGUGCACGCAACCAGAUCUGAUCAAUGGCACACAAUUUCUCUCUCACCGUCAGAUUUGCUGUAAUCCCUAUGGGGUGCUUGAUUUAUUUAUUUUUGUAGAUGAUUAUGACAAAGUGUAGAAAAGGUCAAAUCCAUGCUGCUUGAUUUCUGUUUGAGAAAUGUAAAAAAAAAAAAAAAAGAAAAAUGCCUUUUCUUUUACUUUGACAGAAAGAGUGAAAACUGACGUUUGGCAGAUUAUACAUGUAUAUUUUUUUUGUAGUAUUUAGUUGCCGUAGGAACUAGUUGACCAGCUUUGAGUUUUAGUAUGAAUUAAAUGAUAAUAGCGAGGGUUACAUUUUUGCUUUUCAUGACUCUAAAUGAAUUUGAGAUGUUCUGAAUUUCAGCUAAAAUAUUUAAAGCGCAAGACUCGCAUGUCUGGAAAUAUGGUUUAGAUGGGUGUAACAGUACAGUGAUAACAAACUGGGAAUAUUUUUUGGGAACAAUGUAUAGAUUUAUCAUCACAAGGAUAAAAGAUUGUAUGCCACAGUGUAAGUCUAUCACUAAAGAUCAUUUCUAUCAGACACAACUCCGAGAUCCUGCUCUUUCUACAACCAUGAUCCUCUUAGAUAAAAAAAAAAUAUUCCAGCAAUUUCCUUCUCAUUAUGUAAUCAAAGAAUUUAACCCUUGGAUAUGUCUCUGUAAAUGUCAUUUAAUGUUAUCCUUAAUUUAAAAAAAAAGGAAUAAACGGGUGCUAUUUA
Pangasianodon hypophthalmus (striped catfish) is the source of this 1827-nucleotide messenger RNA. It is a transcript of the gene mmadhcb, whose product is annotated as metabolism of cobalamin associated Db. The coding region runs from base 133 to 1005 and encodes 290 amino acids. The record is from RefSeq and is a predicted model, not a curated record. Gene Ontology annotation, biological process: cobalamin metabolic process. NCBI's taxonomy places the organism in Eukaryota, Metazoa, Chordata, Actinopteri, Siluriformes, Pangasiidae. Gene Ontology annotation, cellular component: mitochondrion. The transcript has 8 exons.